Macrosiphum euphorbiae (potato aphid) is the source of this 474-nucleotide messenger RNA. The record is from the annotation of a GenBank genome assembly. NCBI's taxonomy places the organism in Eukaryota, Metazoa, Arthropoda, Insecta, Hemiptera, Aphididae.
AUGGUAAGCAGUGAAAGGGUUAAAAAACAAAAUUCAACUAAAACAAACGUUGUACAAGCGAGCUAUAAAGUAGCGAAUUUGAUAAAUAGUGAAACUAUACCUCUAAGUGAGGGAGAUUUUAUAAAAAAAUGUAUUUUAACUGUGGUUGAAGAAAUAAUUCCUGAAAAAUUAGAACUUUUUAAGGAAAUAAGUUUAUCACGAAACACAAUUACCAGACGUGUUGAAAAUAUAGGGAAUAACAUACUUACACAGCUACAGAACAAAGCACGAGAUUUCAAAUAUUUUUCGCUAGCACUGGAUGAGAGUACCGAUAUCACCGAUACUGCCCAGCUGCUAAUAAUUAUUCGUGGCAUUGAUAUUAAUUUUAAUAUAACAGAGGAGUUGGCUUCUUUAAAAAGUAUGCAUAAUCGAACAACAGGGGCUGAUAUAUUUGAAAAAGUAGAUCUUUGUCUUCAAGAUCUUAAGCUUGAUUAG